UACCCAGUGCAGUUUCUACUGUCUCUGCUAGCAGAAGCUUCAGGCACUACAAAUCCGUGGGCGGCAGGGGAAGCACUGCUCCUUCAGCUCUUAUUUAUGUGCUCUGGCAAUUACCUGCCAACAGCCAUACACUACAUCUGCUACCAUGUGGGUCCUUCUACUGUUACUUGUGCCUCUGAGUCUCCUGUAUAGAAGGUACAAGGACAGACAUAUCUUGCACAAUCUAACUGAUAAAUAUGUGCUUAUCACUGGCUGCGACUCUGGAUUUGGAAACCUGUUAGCAAGGAACCUGGACAGACGUGGGAUACGUGUGCUGGCAGCUUGUCUGACUGACAGAGGGGCUGAAGAACUAAAAAAGCAGACAUCAGACAGACUUCAGACAGUUCUUCUGGAUGUAACUGACAGCAACAGCGUAAAAACAGCAGCAAACUGGGCCAGCCAGAUUGUGGGAGAUAAAGGGCUCUGGGGCUUAGUGAACAAUGCAGGAAUUAGUUUUCCUUGUGCUCCAAAUGAAUGGUUAACAAAAGAAGAUUUUAUGAAAGUCAUGAAUGUGAACCUGUUAGGCCUAAUUGACGUAACAAUCAAUAUGCUGCAUCUUAUUAGGAAAGCCAGAGGGCGUGUAGUAAAUAUAGCCAGCGUUGCAGGUAGAAUUACCAUCUCUGGAGGAGGUUACUGCAUGUCCAAAUAUGGAGUGGAAUCUUUCUCUGAUAGUCUCAGGCGUGAGAUGAGGCCAUUUGGUGUGAAGGUGUGUAUAGUCGAACCAGGCUUUUUUAAAACACAGAUAACAAACACCGACUUAGUAAAACAAAGUUUAGAAAGGGCCUGGAACAGCACCACAGAGGAAAUACGCCAAAGCUACGGACAGGAAUACUUUAAAAAAUCGUGCAACGCAUCUCAGACCAUUGUGCCACUGUGCAAAGCGAAUCUUUCAUUAGUGACUGACUGCUUGGAGCAUGCCCUUACUGCGGCCCAUCCGCGGACACGUUACUCUGCUGGCUGGGAUGCAAAGCUGCUCUUCUUGCCUCUUUCCUAUUUUCCUACAUCAGUGGUAGACUUUCUGUUAGGUAUUGAUAAUCCUAAACCAUCUCAAGGAGUAUGACUACUACAGUGUUUCAUUGUCAAUUUUAAGUCCUGGAAAGCAAGUCUUCUGUUGUGAAAUAUUGUUUUACAGAAUUUAUCAUACUGUAAUAAACAUCACAAUAAAAAGAACACAAAUUCUGUUUUCAAAAAUACAUUGAAAUCAAUAAUUCUGGUUAAAAAAGCAACAUCGAAAGCCAGGAAAUGUAUUAUGUUACUUAGGGAUACAUAUUCAUUCCACAUUUUCACUGAUUUUUAAAUUUACAUUUUUUUAAUAAAUUAGUCAACAUUCA
This is a messenger RNA of Xenopus tropicalis (tropical clawed frog), 1370 nucleotides long. It is a transcript of the gene rdh7.2, whose product is annotated as retinol dehydrogenase 7, gene 2. NCBI's taxonomy places the organism in Eukaryota, Metazoa, Chordata, Amphibia, Anura, Pipidae. The record is from RefSeq and is a predicted model, not a curated record. The transcript is spliced from 5 exons. The coding region runs from base 146 to 1099 and encodes 317 amino acids.